AUGCCAGUUGUCUGGCGCCAGGAUUCAGCUGCAAAGGAUGCGGCCAAGGCCCGCCUGUGGGCUGCAGUCGACGAGCAGAAGGCAGCAGUGGCGGCUGAGAAGUUGGCCGUGAAGUCGCUGAAGGCCUUCGGCCCCGAGAUCAAGGCCACGACUGUCGAGCUGAAAGCCACCAAGGAGAGCCUCGAAGAGUUCAAGACCGGAGUCCUCCACAGCUUCACAGAGCUGGCCGAGCGGAGCAGUGUGGUUCCCGAGGCCGCGGAGGCCGCGGAGGCCACGGAGGCGGUGGAGGCGCCGGCUGAAGUGCCUGCGGCGGCCUCAUAA
This is a messenger RNA of Symbiodinium natans, 321 nucleotides long. The record is from the annotation of a GenBank genome assembly. NCBI's taxonomy places the organism in Eukaryota, Dinophyceae, Suessiales, Symbiodiniaceae.